Zerene cesonia (dogface butterfly) is the source of this 4826-nucleotide messenger RNA. RefSeq names its product serine/threonine-protein phosphatase 5-like (gene PpD3). NCBI's taxonomy places the organism in Eukaryota, Metazoa, Arthropoda, Insecta, Lepidoptera, Pieridae. The record is from RefSeq and is a predicted model, not a curated record. Gene Ontology annotation, molecular function: protein serine/threonine phosphatase activity; protein binding. The coding region runs from base 182 to 1639 and encodes 485 amino acids. Gene Ontology annotation, cellular component: nucleus; cytosol. The transcript is spliced from 9 exons.
UUAUCGUUCAUGUCUGAUGUCUCAUCAAAUUUGAUUCAGUGAUCUAUCAAAUUAAUUUUUCACGUAAUGCGGAUAAUAUGUAAAUGAAAAUAAGAAAAACUCUAUAAUUCUUAUGAUUAAGACUUCGAGUCACAAUAAAUAGGUUUUUCACGUAAUUUUACUAUUAAUUAUAAAAUAAGCGAUGGCCGAAAACGAGGAGCUAACCGGGCCCGUGUCGCAGGAGGAUCUUGAAGCUGCAGAAAAAUUUAAAAAUGAAGCUAAUGAAUAUUUUAAAAAGCAAAAUUACAUUAGUGCUAUUGAAUUGUAUACUAAAGCCAUUGAGAAGAAUCCCAAGAGUGCAGUUUACUACGCAAAUAGAAGCAUAUGUAACCUAAGACUAGAGAAUUUUGGGUAUGCUUUAACAGAUGCAUCACAGGCAAUUUCCCUUGAUCAUACAUACACCAAGGCAUACUACAGAAGAGCUGCUGCUUACAUGUCAUUAGGAAAAUACAAAAAUGCGCUAAAGGAUUUCCAUUAUGUAACCAAAGUACGGCCAAAUGAUCAAGAUGCCAAGUUAAAGUACAAUGAAUGUAAUAAAAUAGCUAAGAAAAUUGCGUUUGAGAAAGCAAUCGCUGUUGACAAGAAGGAAGUAAAUAUAGCAGAUGCUAUCAACUUGGAUGCUAUGACAAUUGAAGAUGAGUAUGAGGGGCCAAGUCUUGAGGACGGCCAGGUCACAGUCAAAUUUGUCACAGAACUAAUGGAAUACUACAAAAAUCAGAAGAAACUACACAAGAAGUAUGCAUAUAAGAUAUUAUUAGACGUGAAGGCAUAUCUACAAAAACAGCCAUCUCUAGUCGACAUAACGGUUGGUGAUGAAGAGAAGUUCACAAUAUGCGGAGACAUCCACGGGCAGUACUACGACUUGAUGAAUAUAUUCAAACUGAACGGCCUGCCCUCGGAGAGUAAUCCAUACUUGUUCAAUGGUGACUUUGUUGAUCGCGGCUCCUUCAGUGUAGAGUGCAUCUUUACGUUAUUCAGUUUUAAAUUAUUGUAUCCGAAUCACUUUUUCAUGUCAAGAGGCAACCACGAGACGGUCGACAUGAACAGGGUGUACGGUUUCCGCGGUGAAGUGACAUACAAGUAUUCAUCACAAAUGGCCGAUCUGUUCACCGAGGUGUACCGCUGGCUGCCGCUAGCGCACUGCAUCAACAGCAAGGUGCUGGUGAUGCACGGCGGAUUGUUCUCGAAGGAUGACGUCACGCUCGACGAUAUACGCAACGUCGAGAGGAACAAGGAGCCGCCAGAGGAUGUACUACAAUUAGUGUCUCCAAGAUUACGCGAUCACCUCCUUGCUGCAGUAGCUACAUACAACAAAAAGAAUCCUCAAAAUAAGCUCAAUAGCAAUGACCUGAACAUUCCUGGAAAACCAACUCCGAUAUACAUCAGCGAACAUCUAUCUCCAGCAAAUAAGUUUCUACACGCUGCAACGAGGAUUAAAGCGAAAAACUUAGGCUAUAGUGACGCAAUGGGUAACCUGGGCGCCUUCAUCACGAUGAACGGCAAGGAUCUCAAGCCUAACUUCACUUCGUAUGAGGCCGUUCCUCAUCCAGACGUGAAAGCUAUGGCCUACGCGGAUUCAGUACUCAGUAUGUUCUACUAGAAAUCUUCGCAGAUCGCCACAGUCGGUUUGUGGUACAAUUUACAAGGCGGCCUUAAUGCUAUGGUUUAUAAAAUCGCAGUUUUUCACUAGGAGACGAUUUUUCAGUGUCCAUAAGAAAAUAUGCUCUAAAAAUAUCAUAAAAUCGCAUCUCACAUUCAAAGUGAAAAAGAGUUGGGUAGAGUAUGUAGUCAAAACUCAGUGGCCAUUGAAAAAUGGACUCUAAAGUAGUAAAAUACAAUCGAUUUCCCAAUGUUUGAGUAAUUUCGAUGGAUAAUACUAUCUGAUACUAUAUGGAUUAAGAGAAAGAGAUAGAUAGAGAUAUUCUCGAACGUUACUGGAUUAUUACAAACUAGCCGCUCGUCCCGGCUCCGCCCGGGUUCAACCGGGAUGAAAAAAUGUAAUACAGCCUAUGACAAUCUUUCCUGCGGUCAAAGAAUUUCGGAAAUCCAUAGAUAUUUUUUCAAGUGAGCGGUUGCAUGUACCUUGAUACCAGUCUAAUGCUGCGACAAAUUUAGCCACAAGUGUCUGUCUGUUGUUCUCUUGUUGCUCAUUGUGGCUACAGCCCCCCCGUACACUGCAACAUUGAUAUAAAAUCAAGCAUCGUCAUUAAAAAAUCAACCUUAUGCGAACCGCUUAAAGUUGUUUUUAGUAAGACGCGACUAUUUGCAAUGAGAUCAUAAAUUUGAAUAUUGCGCUCAUUUCAUACAGACGUUUUUGAAACGUCCCAGUGUGCAUCUUUGUUUUUUUAUAUGUAUGGCAAAGCACUCGUCAGGGGAGUUAAGGAAUAAAUGCUUGGGCCACACUAGCGGCUAAUAUGAAAAAUAAUUAUUGCAAAUAUUGCUAACGUCAAUGGGUAAUUUUGAACGGUCUACGUAAGUACCUAUUAUUGGCGAUAAAAACCGCGUUAAUUUACUUGAAUUUAAGUUUAAAUGAGGAUAAAGGAUUCUUUCAACCUAAUUCCAGCAAGAUGGACCUGGACAGAGCUCUGUAUUUCAUGAAUUUAAUUUUUUAUUAUUUAAAUUUAUUGAAUCAUAAGCGAAUGGAGAAAGAAGUAUAUACUUAUUGUGGCUGAUUCGUCACAUUCUCUCCCUUUAAUGUACCGCCACUUGCGAGCUGAUCUCUUUAAUGUGUUAAUGGCGUUCUUAAAAUAUGACAUAAGUCCUGGCAAUACCUCCAAUUACGUAUGUUACAGCGUAAAUAAUGGCGUUUUUUAUGACAUAAGCGGGCAUGCGGCAUGGCAUGGGCAGCGGCACUGAACUGAGCUGGGCAAAUUCGCCUGAUGGUAAGCGAUCACCACCGCCCAUGGGCACUCGCAGAGGUAGUGCCUCUGCGAAUGCGCUGCCCGCUUUUAAGGAUUGACGACUGGAAAGAAGGAAUGAACUGGGAAGGGUGAGGGAAAGGAAAUGGGCCUCGGUCUUUCACACGUAAGUGUGGCCCAAGCAUUUCAGAAAGAUAGCUCAGCCCUUACGUGUAUUUCUCAUAUGGUACAGAUGCAGGAAUGAUUUCAUCUAGCAUUAUUAUAGGUAAGACCUAACCAAAAAAGUUCAGCCAUUUUCAACGAUGGUUAAGGAAUAACAAACAUUUACAUGCAUAUACUGAUAAAAUUAAAAUGUUUCAUAGCCGAUUUAAAUAAGAGUAUUCAUUUAAAACCAACCUUAUCCAGGUUACCACGGAGUUUUUAUAGUUUUUCCCGAAAUUGAAAGUUAACUUCAAAGGUCAAUAAGGAUCACUAGAAGGAGAUAUAGUUUUCAUGACAUAUUUUUAAAACCAAUCAACCAAUCAACACUUAAGUUUUUUGUUAUUAAUAUGCGAAUGAAAUUCGACAACUGAUUGCUUGAUUUUAUCAGAAUAUGCUUAAACGUUACGUAGCUCACGGCUAGUGGUCAUAAUAACAAGAAAUUAACAAACAACAGUGUCUUCUUUUAUUUGUACAUUUUUAAAUGCGACUUCUUAAAUGCAUUAUGUGCAUUCUUUAUUUUUAAGUUUUUUCAAUGUUGCCAUUACCUUAUUUUAUGAUUAAUGCGAUGUUACAGUGAAGUGUUUGUUUCCAAUGAAUAUAGUGUUUUACGUUGAUGUUAAUUGGCUUUUCCUUUAUUUUUUUCAACAUAAUCCUAAACGGUUUUCCCGUUGUAAUUUUAAAAUAUUAUUUUAACUUGUAUUUAUCCGAAAACUAAUUUUGUAUGAAAAUGUUUCUAUUACACAUAUAGUAUGUUUUAUGGCGUUAUUAUUAAAGAUAGAAGUAACCAAUAAUUAUGUGUAUUUUAUAAACCAAAAAAACAGUAAAGACAAUGCAUUUAUUAGUUCAAUUUUAAUUGUAUAGCGCUGUAUCUAUUUUUCGCUCUGGCAACCCUAUUUUUUAUGUCACAGUUUUUACAUUAUCGUCGAUAAAUUGUUAUAGGACUACAAAAUAUGGAUUUAAUUGAAUAGGGUAACAGCAAACGCAUGCAAUAAAAACGAAUUUCACUGACCAAGUUUCGGAAUGUAGCUUUAUGAAAUAAAUAUUAUAUAUUGAAUUAUGUUAUAAGUGAUUAGGGAAAAGGGUAAUGCUUGUUUUCACAGUUUCAAGUGUCCGUACGAUGUGUUUCGUUCGGAAAUCGAACAAAUUAGUUUUUUACGCAGAUACCUAGGUAUAGUAACACUAUGUAGGCUGGAUUUCUUGUGACGUUAGUAGAGAAAUUCGUAAAGCUUGUGUUGGUGCUGAUUGAAUAGGUACGGAGUCUGUCAAAUUUUGUAUUAGAUGUAUGGAUUAAAGAUUUUAAUUGUCAUGUGUCGUGUUUUUUUGCCCGAAAUGUACCGAAUGUUGCCAAUUAAUUUGCUCAAGUGUCAUUUACUCACAUCACGAUUGAUAUUAUAUAAUUUUAAAGAAACACACUAAAGGUUGAUAAAGGAUAUCCUAAUUUAAUAAGAUAAUUUGUGACUUUGCAUCUUUUGUGUUUUGUCUCUUUCGCUCUUGUGGUCUUUACGUAAGGAAGAAGGAGACGAAAUAGUUUUAUUAGCGGAAGUGUCGGGACGGAGGAGUUUAUUUUUAAAAACACUUGAUAUUUUAAAUCGUAGUCUAUAGUUAAUAUAUUUAAAGGGCAAUAAGCAAGGUUGUAUUUUGUAUGGAAUGAAUAUAAUUGAGUUGCCGAGCAUAUCAGAAUAUGUAGAUAGGGUUUGGUGUUGAUUUAAUAAAUUGUUAAAUUUAUAA